Molecule: messenger RNA, 3753 nt
Organism: Tripterygium wilfordii
Lineage: Eukaryota; Viridiplantae; Streptophyta; Magnoliopsida; Celastrales; Celastraceae
Product: disease resistance protein RPP13-like
Exons: 3
Coding region: 11-3361 (1116 amino acids)
Biological process (GO): defense response to other organism
Molecular function (GO): ADP binding
Source: RefSeq, a predicted model, not a curated record
AAUAGUUAUCAUGAUAGUUGUGCUCUCAGUGCUGGUGGUGGCAGUCUUGAACCUCUCUUUCCUAGCAAGUUCCCACGUACACUACUACAUAAUUAUAUAUGGUAGGCACUCUUUUCCUCUACUAUUCAAAGUUAAAGAGCCGUCAGCUGCAUCGUUUGCAACCUCCCUUCCCUUCCCUUCCCUAGCAAUUUGUAUCCAUUUCAUUAUGCAGUCACUAAAAGCCCCCUUCAUUGCUUCAGAGUUCAGAGCAUCACAAAUCAUGGCAUACAAGUGGAUCGAGGAUCUUCUGCUUUCAGUACUAGGGAAGCUAUCUAAUCUCCUGAUUCAAGAAUAUACCUCAUUUCUUGGGAUAGAUGAUGAGCUCCAAAAGAUUGAAGCCCAUCUGAGAAGAAUUGCUGAUAUCUCACGAAAUGUGAUUGCUAGAAGUGAACUGCAGAAUGCCCUUUAUGACUUGGAGGAUGUCAUCGAUGACUUGGUAUCACAAUCAGCAGUUGAUGUAAAUGAACUUCGCCAUAAGUUGAAAUCAAUUGAUCACAUUAUCUCUGUGAGAUGCGGAGAAAUUUUUUGUUCUGGCUCAUGGAGUAGCUCCUUUGGCCUGUACAAUCUAAACAUCGGCGACACAGUGGUAUCUCCUGUUAUGUGUAAAUUCUCAGCCUUGGCAACUCUGCAGAUACUAAGUCCUCCUGCAAGAAGACGGGUUAGAUGGUUAAGAGACGAAUUUCAAGGCCUGCACGAUUACCUAACAGAUAUCGAGUCAAAGGAUUUGACUGAAAGUGGAAUGGCUUGGAUGGAGGAAGUUUGUGAUGUAUCUCGCUCCGCAGAGGAUGCCAUUACGCUCUUUGAAUACAAAAAUGAACAGCAUCAGCAACAUAGUAUUCAACUGGGGUCUCUAAAGAAAGUAGCUCUAGAUUUCCUCAAACUGAAUCCAGAAGACAAGUUUGUCAAGAAGGUAGAUGCAAUCCUCGCUAAGGUUCAAGAUAUUUCUAAGAGAAGAUAUGAAGCUGUUGGCUGGCCAGCUCCUCAAAGGCCCAUGUUCCGGGACUCGUCAGCACCUUCUUCCAUUAAUGCUGAACAACUUGACAUCACCAGUUUUGAUGACGAUAUGAUCACAAUUAUGGCAUCAUUGCUCAAGGACAAUCCACACUGUCUUUUGAUCUCAAUUGUUGGUAUGGCAGGCACGGGCAAGACAAGCCUCGCAAAGAUGAUCUAUGACAAUCAUGCCAUCAGCAGUCAUUUCCCUUACCGUGCUUGGGUAUCACUAUCUUCAUAUUCGUCUUGGGAUGGAACUAAACAGGUGAUGCAACAAGUCACGGGACUCCAAGAUUCAGAGGUUGAAUGGAAGGGAAAUGAGAAGUUGGCCGACUAUCUUUGUCGGAUGAGACAAGUUCUCAGUGACUACUUAGUGGAUAAGAAGUAUCUGCUAAUUUUUGAUGGUUUAGCCUCGACAGAAUUACGGAAUGCGCUGGGAAGCAUAUUCAGUGGCACAUCAAACGGGAAUAGAAUAGUAUUCACUACUCGCUGGACGCAGGCAACUCCACAAGUAAGUGACGAAAACUUUACUUAUAGCUUGCAUCUAAGAAGUGAUGAUGAGACAUGGGCAUUGUUUACUCAUUCUUUGAAAGCAAACAUCCCCAAAGAUUUGCUAAAACUGAUGAGAAGUAAAAUCUUGAGAACAUGUGGGGGGCUUCCACGAGUAAUUGUCAAACUGGGAGAAACACUUUCACAAAAAGAUGCAACAGUUGAGGAGUGGACAAAGGUGCUUGAGCAGUUCAAUGAAGAUAGGGAACCUUGGUCAGCAGCCUUGGACGAGAUCAAUAAAAAAAUGCCUUUGUACUUGAGGCGAUGUCUCUUCUACUUUGGAUUAUUUCCUAAGGGCUUUGAGAUCCCGGUGAGAAGAUUGAUUGCCUUGUGGGUUGCCGAGGGCUUGGGCAAAAAAGACAACCCUGAUGAACUUCCAGAAAAAGUUUCAGAAAGCUGCUUGGAAGAGCUAGUGAACCAGAAUAUGGUUCAGGUGACUAAGAGGAAACUGAAUGGGAAAACGCAAACAUGUCGCCUGCCAAACGCUUUUCAAGAACACUGGUUAUCCAAAGCCAAGGAAGCCAACUUUCUCCAAGGACACUCCUGUGAAACCAGAAUACGCCGUGUUGCUGACCAUCUUCAAAGUAAAGACUCUAUCUUUGAUCACAUCCAUGGCAACGACCGGCCUUCUUCUUCUUCUUCUUCUUCUUUGUAUUCAUCUUAUAGAGAUGUCAUUUCCCUUUUAUCCUUUGACACUCGAGAAGGUAGCAAACCUGGAGAAGAGAUAGGGGACUUCUUAGACGUUUGCAUUUCCCAGAAGUGCUUCCAAGAUCUACGGGUUCUAGAUCUUGAACAUGUAUUCCAGCCAAAGUUGUCCAAGGCAAUAGCUGAACUCGCUCGACUAAGAUACCUUGGCUUGAGAUGGACUUCCUUGAAGAAGCUUCCUUCAUUUAUUAGCAAAUUGCUUAACCUUCAAACUCUGGAUUUGAAGCGUACUUCCAUUGACACGCUUCCUAGUUCAAUCUGGAUGAUGCAACAACUUAGGCAUUUGUACUUGGAUGACCGUAACAGUUGCAGGUUUGUGCCGCGACCAAGGAACAGCUCCAUGACAGACCUCCAAACAUUGUGGGGCUUAUUUGUGGACGAGGAGAGUCCAGUAGUAGACGGCCUGGACACACUGAUCAAACUUAGGAAGUUGGGACUCAUAUGCCGAAUGAUGUCCUUCCAAGAAGAGGCAAUGUUAUCACAACUAGAAGCUGUGGGAAAUUGGGUUCAAAAGCUAGGGCAUCUUGAAUGUUUAAGGCUGAAAUCGUACGAUCGAUUAAAUCAACCAUGGGAACUGCCAUUGAAGUCUUUAUCAGGACACUCAAGCCUUACUAGUAUAUAUUUGGUUGGAAAACUGAAGAAUAAGAGUAUCUUGUCUCAACUGCCACAAAGUCUUAUUGAGAUUACCUUGUCAGCAUCAGCACUUGCAGAAGACCCAAUGCAAAUUUUGAACCAGCUUCCCAAACUUAGAUUUUUGAGAUUGCUGUCCAAAUCUUAUGCAGGAAAUACCAUGCUUUGCUCUCCUGGAGGAUUUCCAGAGCUUCGCGUCCUUCAUCUUUGGGGGCUAGAGUCACUACAGGCGUGGACAGUGGAAGAAGAAGCAAUGCCUCUUCUCAAACAUUUAGAGAUCAAAGCCUGUCAGAACUUGAGAAUGCUUCCCAAUGGAGUGCAGCAGAUUACCACUCUCCGUAUUUUCAAACUAUCCAAAAUGCCAAGGGAGUUCACAGAUAGGAUUAAGGAUGAUCAGCAUCCUGAACAUCACAAGAUUGCACAUGUUAGCUAUGUCUCCAUGGAUUAGCUGCCUCUGCGAUCUACCGGUAUCUUAUCAUUUUGUCAUUUUUCCUUCAUGUGUUUGAAAUAAAUGCAUAUGUGUGCAGAAAGAGCCAAUGUAAUGCUCAAAGCAGUUGUCUGCUGGGUUUGUUAAGGUUAAGGCUCUUCUUGGGUGCAUACUUGGUUUGCAUGGUUCAUGUUAUAAGUAUUAUGGUUUAUGUCAUUGUUUUAGUGUGUUAAGGUUGUAAACUUAGUCAAGGUUAUUGUUUGAACUUUGACCAAGUUAAUUAUAUUGUUUGUUUAAUAUGUGGAUGUAAGAGGUUGGUCUAGAUCCUUCUAUUAGAUCUAUUCCUCCGGUAAUGUACUUGUUGUUCUGUAAUGAAAGUGUUAGAGCUAGGAGCUCACAUGUUGAAUGGUUCA